Molecule: messenger RNA, 819 nt
Organism: Fusarium venenatum
Lineage: Eukaryota; Fungi; Ascomycota; Sordariomycetes; Hypocreales; Nectriaceae
Source: RefSeq, a predicted model, not a curated record
AUGGCCCGAGUUUGGUUCGUCACUGGCUCCUCCCGUGGCGUUGGCCGUGCAUUAGUCGAGCAAAUCCUUGCUGCCGGAGACAUGGUCGUGGCAACUGCUCGCAACCCUUCACAGCUUGAUGAUCUGGCCACCAAAUACGGGCCCGACAAAAUUCUCGCUACGGCUCUUGAUGUGGCUAACGCUCAAGAAGCCAGCAGAACUGUCAAGGAGGCGGUUGAUAAGUUUGGUCGCAUCGACGUGGUCGUCAACAACGCAGGCUACGCAGAGAUGUCUUCCGUCGAAGACGCAUCCCUGGAAUCAUUCCAUUCACAAGUCAAUGUCAACUUUUUCGGUGUUGUCAACGUGACAAAGGCCGUGUUACCUAUCCUGCGACAACAAAAGUCUGGCCACAUCAUUCAGGUGUCGACGAUUGGUGACCGAGUUGGUUCGCCUGGAAUCGUCGCCUACCAAAGUGCCAAAUGGGCUGUUGCUGGGUUCUCGACUGGUCUGUCCCGAGAAGUUGCUCCUUUCGGCAUAAAAGUCACUGUUGCCGAGCCUGGUGGUAUCAAGACUGACUGGGCCGAUGCUGCCACCAGCGCUGCGGUAAUCAGCGAACCUUACCAACAGACCGUUGGUGAGAUGAUCAAAAUUAGAGAGGACAAGUCAGCUUGGUCCGAAGGUUCAGAUAUAGCAAGGGCCAUCAAGCAUCUUUCUGAGGUUGAAAAUCCACCACUGAGGAUUGUUUUGGGCCCUAGUGCGAUUCCUUAUGCUCAGAUGGCAGCCAAGGCUCUUGCUGAGUCUGACGAAAAGUGGCUACAAGUUUCCAAGCUCGAGAUUUGA